Molecule: messenger RNA, 694 nt
Organism: Vanessa atalanta (red admiral)
Lineage: Eukaryota; Metazoa; Arthropoda; Insecta; Lepidoptera; Nymphalidae
Gene: ND-B17
Exons: 3
Coding region: 82-579 (165 amino acids)
Biological process (GO): mitochondrial electron transport, NADH to ubiquinone
Source: RefSeq, a predicted model, not a curated record
AUUGACAAUGUCAAAUUAGAGAAAAAUAGUACGAAUUGGGACUAGACAUCAGUUAACUGAGGAUAAUUAAAGUAGAUAAAAAUGGCACAGACAGCGGGUGUAAAACCCAUAGCCAUUGCAGGUCGUGUGGCAUCUGAAAGAGAAAGAUGUCUUGGUAUGACUGAUGCUGAAAGAGCUUGGCGUAAGCAAUGGCUAAAGGACCAGGUCUUAGCUUCGAAUGAACCAGUUCAUGUAGAAGAAUAUUGGAAGGAAAGAACAAAUCCGAUACGCCGCUUUUAUCGAAAACCUUUAGAUGUAUUAUUUAAUAAACUGACACCUAUGCUGGGAGUGCAGCGUGCAGCAGAUUAUAGAUACAUUACCGGGAAACUUGGUUUAGCAGCGGUUGGGGUUCUGGCCAUACAUUAUUACUUUAAAUACAGUGGAAAUGAUUGGACUAAAAAGGGAGGUUGGAGAGUAACCAGGACUAAACCAAUGGUUUUGCCUGGACAACCUGGGUUUCCUUAUAAAUCUCAACGUACUAAAGAUUCCGAUUUUGCUGAUAGAGGUUACAGCAAUUCUCUUAUUUUUGAUUCAAAGUAAACAUAAUGAGUUAUAUAUAAUUUCAUAUAGAUUUUAGUAGUUUAUUGAGAAAUGUACAAUAGAAUUUGCAUUGUCUAAAUAAUAUGCCAUGUCUGAAAAUAAACAACUGUUAUUA